Durio zibethinus is the source of this 555-nucleotide messenger RNA. The record is from RefSeq and is a predicted model, not a curated record. NCBI's taxonomy places the organism in Eukaryota, Viridiplantae, Streptophyta, Magnoliopsida, Malvales, Malvaceae.
AUGGCUAACUUCUUUUCCUCUAGGGACUCCUGUCCUGCAGUAAAGAACAUUCUUAUUCUAGACUCUGAAGGGAAACGUGUAGCAGUGAAGUAUUACUCAGAUGAAUGGCCAACAAAUGCUGCCAAGUUAGCUUUUGAAAAAUCCAUCUUCACAAAAACACUGAAAUCAAAUGCUCGUACGGAAGCUGAAAUCACAAUGUUUGACAGCAACAUUGUUAUAUAUAAGUUUGUCCAGGACCUCCAUUUCUUUAUAACUGGGGGUGAUGAAGAAAAUGAACUCUUACUUGCCGGUGUGCUUCAGGGACUCUUUGAUGCAAUUUCUCUUCUUUUGAGGAACACUAUUGAUAAAAGGGAAGCACUUGAGAACUUAGAUCUCAUCUUCUUAUGCAUUGAUGAAAUUGUUGAUCAAGGGAUGAUACUUGAAACAGAUUCAAAUGUUCUAGCAGGAAAGGUGGCAAUCCAAAACAUGGAUGUUUCAGCACCAUUGUCUGAACAGACCAUAAGUCAAGCAUUAGCUACAGCUCGUGAACACUUGACAAGAACCCUUCUAAAAUAA